AUGGUUAUCGACGACAACAUUGCAUCUCAUCUCAGCUUUCUCAUCGAUGAGUCGAAUGUCGACAAGCUAGCGGAUAAAACGGCGUUCGCAGAGUGGUCGUCGAUACGAGAACCUGUUGCGAAUAAGCUGCCCGCCGUGGAUGACGAAGGUUCGGAUGAAGAAACAGUGGAAGGCCUGACCAUCGCACAAUUCUGUGCUUCUAGUUCGCCAGGUCAAGCGUCGGGCAGUGGAUCAGCUGGUCUUAUCGAAGAGUCUCUGUGGAAUGACAUCGAUCGAUCGCAAUGGAAAGCUCUACUGUCUGUCUUGUCUUCAAAAUCGUCGGAUGAAGAGGUGUCGGGCGAGGUAGUGGAAAUUAUUGGUUAUGAGAAAAUCGACCUUGUGUCCACCAUCUUGUCACGCCGCUCAGAGUUUGUGGCCCAGAUAAACAACCGCCUUGAUUCCGGCGCAGCAGGCCCUCCUACUCGAAGCGGCCCAAUAUCCCCUGAACAAAUGUUCAUCGACAGCAGGGCACGGAUAGAAGCAUCUUUGCAAGCCAACGCUUCCCGACCAUUGUUCUCUGGAACUGCAGAUGGGACGGCCGCACCGGAAAUUCUCCCCAACGUUUACACUAGCCAGAUGUCCGCUGCUGGUGGAGGAUCUAUACUUUCACAAUUUGGGUCGAAGUACGCCCUUCCUCUGGGCACUACACAUCACCUCUAUCAAGAAUACGAAGAAUUCGUUGUACCCCCACCUUCAACUGUUCCCCCCAGGGUUCACGAGCGUCCUAUAAUGAUCAAUGAAUUGGAUCCGCUCGCAAAAGGGUGUUUUGCUGCAUACACCUCACUCAAUCGAAUUCAAUCGAUUGUCUAUCCAAUAGCACAUGGGACAAAUGAGAAUAUGCUUGUCUGUGCUCCCACCGGCGCUGGUAAAACAGAUGUGGCCCUCUUGACCAUCCUCCGCGUUCUAGAUCAACAUCGCGAUACUGAAGGGUCCAGCCUCAAGGAUAGCAUACGGCGUAACUCUUUCAAGAUCAUUUACGUAGCACCCAUGAAGGCCUUGGCUUCAGAAAUUACCAGGAAGUUCAGCAAAAGGCUGAGGUGGCUUUCCAUUAACGUGCGGGAAUUGACAGGUGAUAUGCAAAUGACCAAAGCAGAGAUUGCGGAGACGCAAAUCAUCGUGACGACGCCAGAGAAAUGGGAUGUCGUGACGCGUAAACCGACAGGUGAAGGGGAGUUGGCAUCUAGCAUCAAGUUACUUAUUCUCGACGAAAUCCACUUGCUGAACGAAGACCGUGGAGCGGUGAUUGAAACAAUCGUGGCCAGAACUCUUCGUCAGGUGGAAUCCAGCCAAUCAAUUGUUCGAAUCGUAGGGCUCAGCGCGACUUUGCCAAACUAUGUGGAUGUGGCUCAAUUCUUGAGCGUCUCUCUACAGAAAGGCCUGUUUUACUUCGACUCGUCGUUUCGCCCUGUUCCAUUGGAGCAGCAUUUCAUUGGGGUAAAGGGGAAACCGGGCAGUGCAUUGUCCAAGAAGAAUAUGGACUACGUGACCUUCCAGAAGGUCAUGGAGCUGGUUCAACAAGGUCAUCAAGUGAUGGUAUUCGUACAUGCUCGAAAGGAAACAGUCAAGACGGCAAUGACCCUACGAGAGAUGGCCAUGGCAGAUGGAACCUUGGAACUCUUCAUGUGUGAUGAUCAUCCUCAGUGGGGCAAUUUCCGCAGAGAAGUUGGGGAAUCUCGUAACAAGGAAAUGAAGUUCCUGUUCGACAACGGUUUUGGGAUACAUCACGCGGGAAUGCUCCGCUCGGACAGGAAUGUCAUGGAGAAGCUGUUUGAAGCGAGAGCCAUCAAGGUUUUGUGCUGCACGGCAACCUUGGCCUGGGGUGUCAACUUGCCUGCCCACGCAGUCGUGAUCAAGGGCACUCAGGUUUACGAUGCCUCGCGAGGUGCCUUUACGGACCUAUCAGUUCUCGACGUCCUGCAAAUCUUCGGUCGAGCCGGCCGGCCUGGUCUGGAGGCUAGUGGAGAGGGAUAUAUCUGCACGACCGAUGACAAGCUCCAUCACUAUCUGGAAGCCGUCACCUCUUCCGUCCCAAUCGAAUCGAGAUUCCAAGGUGGUAUGAUCGAUGCUCUAAACGCCGAAAUCUCGCUGGGGACCGUGGCCACCUGCGACGAUGCGGUCCAAUGGCUAGGGUAUACCUACCUCUUUGUCCGAAUGCGCAAGAACCCUUUCAUUUAUGGCAUUGAUCGAGACACCCUCGCGGACGACCCGGGACUUGGCAACAAGCGUAAUGAACUCAUCACUAUUGCCGCCAAACGACUCGCGGAGACAAAGAUGAUCAUUUUCGAUGAAACAACCCAGAUUUUUAACAAGGAAUUCCGGCCGAAAAUGUCUGAAGCUGAUCUUUUGGGUAUGCUGAGCCUGAGCACUGAGUUCGACCAAAUUCAACUCAGAGAAGCGGAGAUGAAGGAGAUAGAGGAACUGAUGGAGAACAUUCCUUGUGAAGUCAAGGGUGGCACAUCGACCCCAGCUGGGAAAGUAAAUAUCCUCCUCCAGGCCUACAUAUCCAGAUGGGACACACUCAAUGACUUUGCCCUCGUUUCCGACAUGGCUUAUGUGGCGCAAACCAGCGGCCGAAUCAUUCGCGCGUUGCUCGAAAUCUCUAUCAGCAAGAAGUGGGCAAGCGUGACUUCCGCACUGCUAGGGUUGAGCAAGGCGAUCGAGAAGAGGAUGUGGCCUUACGAUCACCCUCUCGAGCAAUCUCAGCUCAAAUUCGAAACUUUAAAUGCUUUGCGGAGAUGGGCAGACGAGAUGACAGUCGAAGAGCUCGCAGAAACGGACUCGAAGACUUUGGGAGAUUUGGUUCACCUCAACGAGCGUCAAGGAUUAGCUAUUGCGACAGCCGCAAAGCAAUUCCCAUCUGCCACUAUCACCUAUAAAUUACAGCCACUCGCUAAUGAUAUCCUCAAAGUAUCAUUGGUGAUAGCUCGCAACUUCACCUGGAACCCUCGACUUCACGGAACAAGCGAACCUUUCUGGAUAUGGAUAGAAGACGAAGAGGGUCUGACCAUCCACCAACUUGCCCAUCUUGCGUUCCAUCAGAACACGACCCAUUUGGACCUAGACUUCAUUUUACCGGUAUCGGCUGAUGACAUGCCAUCUAACCUCGUCGUUCGAUGGGUCUCCGAUUACUGGAUUGGCGCUGAACAUCAAACAUACGUCUCACUUGAAAAUGUUGUCAUGCCUCCCAAGUCGCAGAGUCAUACCCCUCUCCUCGAAUUGCCCUUCAUCCCCAUUUCGGACAUUCUCAAUCCCCACGUCGCCUCAAUCUACGGCAAAGAAAUAGGUGUCUUGAAUUCCAUCCAAACCCAGGCACUCUGGUCGUUUAUGCAUUCCAAAGAACAUGCCUUGCUGUGUGCGCCGGGUGGAAGUGGUAAAAGUACCUUCGUUUCAAUGAUCCUUCAGUCCCUCAUGGUAACAGAACGAUCGAGGUGGAUCAUUAUUGUUGCUCCUAAGAGGAGCGUUGCGCAGGACCUUUUCGCCAAUCUACGCGGGACGACACGGGAACUUGCAUUGAAAGUCGAGUAUCCAACGCCUGGGUCCCUCCUCCGAUACAAACCUGGGACCAUAUACGUUGUCACCCCGCCAUCUCUUUUGGAGGCCCUCUUGUGCCGGGAUCCGACGACACAGGUUGACAGACUCGAUGCGGUCCUCUGCGACCAUCUUGAGCAGCUGGAUAGUUCGUAUGAACUGGCCGUCUCCUUGCUUAGAUUUGCUACUCAAAACAGCCCAACAAGAUACAUCGGGCUCAGUGACUCUCUCAACGACCCGUCCGACCUUGCGGCUUGGUUAAAUGUCGAUCCACACUCACUUUUCAGUUUCCGUCCUCGAGAUCGCGAACAGUCCCUUCAGCUCCACCCACACACAUUCACAAUCCCGCAUUCUGCUGCGCUGUUCAAGGCCAUGGCAAGACCGGCUCACAAGGCCAUUGCAAGCACGUUAACAGCAGAGUGCGCUAUCGUCUUCGUUCCCUCACGCAGUCAAUGUCGCUCCAUCGCCCUCGACCUCAUCACGCAAUGUUCACUUGAUUCCGAGACUGCAAGAGGGUACCUCGGCCCAGACAUAUCCGAAGAGUCGCUGCAAGUGUAUCGAUGCCAAUUCCAGGAUCAGGAGCUGGGGGAUUUCCUCAUCAAAGGCGUUGGUUUCUUCCAUCCUGGAAUCCACAAACAAGAUCGAAGGCUCAUACUCCAGCUCUGCGUCGAAGGCGUGAUCCGAGUACUGUUAGUACCGAAGGAUUCCUGUUGGGAACUUCCAAUGCGGUCACCCGUCGUCGUGGUGUUGGGCACCCAGUAUGUGGAGGUUCAACCAGAAAGCAAUAUCCGUCGGAUACGGGAGUACAUCAGAGCUACUGGACACCUACCUGCGGUUCUUGAACGAGGGUUUACCGUUGGAAUCACAACUGAAUUCCUUCGACGACUUGCGUAG
Messenger RNA from Coprinopsis cinerea okayama7#130, 4461 nucleotides. Its product is annotated as activating signal cointegrator 1 complex subunit 3. Bases 1 to 4461 code for a protein of 1486 amino acids. NCBI's taxonomy places the organism in Eukaryota, Fungi, Basidiomycota, Agaricomycetes, Agaricales, Psathyrellaceae. The transcript has 22 exons. Gene Ontology annotation, molecular function: ATP hydrolysis activity; nucleic acid binding; ATP binding. The record is from RefSeq and is a predicted model, not a curated record.